This is a messenger RNA of Syngnathoides biaculeatus (alligator pipefish), 1188 nucleotides long. RefSeq names its product motor neuron and pancreas homeobox protein 1-like. Gene Ontology annotation, molecular function: sequence-specific double-stranded DNA binding; DNA-binding transcription factor activity, RNA polymerase II-specific. The transcript is spliced from 3 exons. The coding region runs from base 128 to 1012 and encodes 294 amino acids. Gene Ontology annotation, biological process: central nervous system development; endocrine pancreas development; regulation of DNA-templated transcription. NCBI's taxonomy places the organism in Eukaryota, Metazoa, Chordata, Actinopteri, Syngnathiformes, Syngnathidae. The record is from RefSeq and is a predicted model, not a curated record. Gene Ontology annotation, cellular component: nucleus.
UCUGCCCUCCGAUGUUUUCGUGGCCACCACUUGAGUGGAGACCAUCCAGAAAACUUCAGAGGAGUACAAGAUCAACUACUUGGGAGUCCAGAGAGCACUUUUUCCCCCCACAUCGAAAUCACAUAGAAUGGCCUCUCGUGUCGAGAAAUCGCAAAAGUUCCGUAUCGAGGCGCUGCUGGCUCACGAUGUUGACCGGAGGCAGGACGGCGAUGAGGCAACCUACACCGGGCGUAGUCCCGUCCGCAGCCCGCACUCCGAGACUCUCUCCCCGCCUCGGCCUCCCAGCGCUCCGCUGCAGGCCCGGCCGGGGAACACCCCCGACGCCCCCGUCUACGACUUCUCCCUGCAGGCGGGAUUCGCCGCGAUGCACGCCGGGGGGUUGUUCGGAAUGCACCCGAGGUCCUUGUACCCUUUGCCGCCUGCAUUUGCGUGUCCCGGCUUUCCGCAGCUGGUCCAGCCUUACCCGGGGCACCCGAAAGGGGGCAGCGUGGCCGGGCUGCACCCGCUGGAGCCCUGGAUCCGAGGCGGGAUGACGUUCCCCAGGCUUGCAGAGAAUUUAGCAGCGCCAGCCCAAGCAGGUUUACUGGGGAAGUGCCGGAAGCCCAGGACCGCGUUCACCAGCCAGCAGCUGUUGGCACUUGAAAACCAGUUCAAGCUCAACAAGUACCUGUCCAGACCCAAACGCUUCGAGGUUAAGAUCUGGUUCCAGAACAGGCGAAUGAAGUGGAAGAGAAGCCGUAAAGCCAAGGACCAGGCCAACCCGGUGUCCCAACUGAGUGACGGCGAAAGGGCGGACAGUGUCCAACUCCAAGCGGACUCUCCCAGGUCCAGCCUGGAGGAUGAAGAUGAGCUGGAAGGCCAGCAAGAGGAUGAGGAGCCGAGUGCACUGCCGGGUUCUCUAUGCUACCUCUUGAAGCGCGGUGGAGGAGUCACAGGGAACUAUAGCUCUUAUUUACAAGAUGAGCCGGAGGAGGGAAGUUCGAGGAAAAGUGGGGUUUUCAAACAAGUAUAGCAUUUUAUUCUUUGUGUUUGUAUAUUGCUUUGGAGAGAACGAUGCACAGUGGAAGCAGAUGCAAAAAGGGAUAUUAUUUAUGACCAGCCAGUCAUGGAAAUGCUAUGUUAAACCAAAAUAACGGAAAAUUCGUAUAAUACAGUAUGAUUUUACCUUGAUUUUGCAAUUGUGCUGCU